This is a messenger RNA of Dermatophagoides farinae (American house dust mite), 2577 nucleotides long. The record is from RefSeq and is a predicted model, not a curated record. Lineage: Eukaryota; Metazoa; Arthropoda; Arachnida; Sarcoptiformes; Pyroglyphidae.
UUGAAUGAAAUUAAAAGUCAAAUCAUUGCUAAAUAAUGCAUUGAUAAUACAAUUUUUGUUCCCGUUCUACUGAUUUAUUUUUUUUAACAACACAUUUUUCAUUGAUUUAUCAAUGAAUAAAUUUUAAUUGUGUCAAAAUCAUGAAUUCGAAUGACGAUUCGAUCAGACAACAACAACAACAACGAGAUUUUAUUAUUGUUAUUGUCAAUUUAUUUUCUAUUUCUAUAUUGAGUUUCAUAUAAACAUCCACAUUUAUUAAACGACCAAUUUUGCCACAUUAUUACAAAUUUGGAUAAGAAGCAACGUGGAAAAAGUGAUUGCAACUAGUUUGAUUCAGUCACAAAUCCAUCAAAUUAUUAACCCAUGGUAUUAUUAAAGCUGUUUUUGUUUGCUAAUUAAUGAUUUGUCAUUGCAAUCGUUUUGUUAUUGUUGUGUGAUACCCAGAAAAAUCUCAAAUAGUGCUUAAUCAUUGACCUAAUACAAUAUUAUUACAAUAUUUACCUUUUAUUAUUGGAAACCAACAGCCAAAAAUGGACAUCGAAUUUACAUUGAACGAUAUACUUGGUUAUUUUGAGCAAAAAGGUGGUAAAGUAAUCUAUACUGAAUUGGUUACUCAUUUCAAAGCUGCGUUGUCCAACCCGAAUACAUUAGCAAAUGCACGAGUUAUAUUUAAAAACUAUGUAAAUACAUUGGCCACAGUGAUUAAUGAAGACGGAAUGAAAUACCUGAUUUUACGACCAAAAUAUAUGAAAACUUUGUCACGAGAAAAUUUAGCACCAAAUUCAAUUUCAUCAUCAUCAUCAGUAUCGUCGUCAUCAUCAAGCUCUCCACCGACAUCGCCAUUACAGCCAAAAGCUAUUACCACAUUGACAACUAAUUAUCGCCAUUCAAACGAAUAUGGUACUAGUAACAAUGGCAAUGGCCUUAAACAUUCAAACGAUCUCAAUCAUUUAAAUCAAAAUGUUGAUAAUGUUUCUAUGAGUUCAUCGAAUAAUAGUAAACCAAAUCGACCAUCAUCUUUGCUUAUAAUUGACGAUUUAAAUGAUUUAAAUCUUUCACCAUCAGCGUGCAACAACAACAGUAUUCAACAAAAUGAAGAUAAAACAAAUGUCAUCAACAAUCCGCAACAUAUGUUGGCCAACAAUUUUGUCUACAAUGCUGACUUGAAACAGAAACAGCUGCCUUAUUAUUCAAAUCACAAUAGAACGGCAAGAUAUAGCUCGUUGAUGAAUAAUGGUGCUAGCAAUGGUAGCGUCAAAAAUGUCCUUCCAACAAUCAACGAAAUUAAUAUUAAUAAUAAUAAUAUUAAUUCAACUAAAACGUCCUCUUCUAUUGUUAACAAUAAUUGCAAUGAAAAUGAUAAUGAUCCAUUAUUGUUAACGGCAACAGUAGCUGAUGAUUCACCUCCACCACGACCACCACCAAGAAAGAAAAAUAGUUUCAGCCAACCAGCAAUAUCGCCAUCAUCAACAUCGAAUGUCCUGGUUGCAUCCUCUGCUGGUUCAACAUCCGCCUCUAAUAAUGAUCCUAUUUUACGUAAUAAUGCCCACCUUCAUCACCAUAAUCAUCGAUUAAAACAAUCCAAUGACGCUUUGAUAGAAACAAUUGAAACAGUGAAUACGGUGAAAAAAGAGAUCCAAGAAUUAUCUCGUACACCCGGACGUGUUAAAGAGCAUGCACAAAUAUUGAAUAAAUUGGUACAGGAUACAAAAUUGCCCAUGCCUACGACAACAACCAAUUCCAUAUCACAAGUGGUGAAUAAUAAAAUUCGUUAUAAUCCUAGCUCACAGCAAUCGGACACCGAUUCCGGUUCAGUACAUCUAACCGAUCCAUUAAAGAAAAGAUGGAUCAUCGCAUCUUCAGACUGUGAUUAUCAGGAACUUGUUUCAUUACUCAAACAAGAUCCCGAAUUAUGUCGUUACUGUGAUUGUAUUAUGGGUUAUAGUGCUUUGCAUUGGGCAGCCAAAUUCAAUAAACCUGAAAUAAUCAAAUUGAUGGCUGGCACUUUCAAAGCCGACCCAAAUGUUAAAUCAUUCAGUGGCAGUACACCACUUCAUAUUGCAGCUCAAUUUAAAAAUGAAGACAUCAUGAAGAUGCUUAUUUAUCAUUAUGAUGCAAAUCCAGAUAUUCGAGAUAAUUAUGGUAAAAAAGCCCAUCAAUACUUGCCGAAAAAGACGAAUGAAUUCAAUGUUCAGGGUCAAUCAUUGUCUAACAGACAGUUAUCCGAUGUUAGUAAUAAUUCACCGGUGAUAAUUUGUAACACUGGUGGUUCGGCUGCUAGCACAACAGCAUUAUCAGCAACAGAAAAUCUAAAGAAUAAUCUCCGUAAUAAAAUUUCUCAUCAAUCGAUGCUCGUACGAAAUACAUUACGAAACACCAAAGCAUUCAAACGGCGGAAAAGUAUGAAUGAAAAAUCUAAACAAAAACAUCUACAUAAGCAGCAGAAUGCUGCUGCUGGCAAUACACAUUCCUAAAAUUUGGUUCCUGUUUUAAUUAUAUACAAAAAUUUGUUAAGAAUUUUAAAAUCAAUGUUAACAUACAUUUUUUAUUAUUAAAUAAAUUUCAAAAAAUUUAUAA